Molecule: messenger RNA, 864 nt
Organism: Brassica napus (rape)
Lineage: Eukaryota; Viridiplantae; Streptophyta; Magnoliopsida; Brassicales; Brassicaceae
Product: glutathione S-transferase T3-like
Exons: 1
Coding region: 1-864 (287 amino acids)
Source: RefSeq, a predicted model, not a curated record
AUGGAUUAUAAUCCAUAUCAGAAUGGGUCUAAUUUUGUUGAUCUUCUAACCAGUCAACAAAAAAGUGUCUUCGGUCAUUCACAAGAUCCCUUCGCGGCCACUCAACGUAGUGAAGAGACUUUUGUAGAGCGUAGAGAACGCCGCACAUGGACGCCUAGAGAUGACAUUGUCCUCAUAAGCGCAUGGCUCAACACAAGUAAAGACCCGGUGGUUGGAAAUGAGCAGCGUUCAGGUGAUUUCUGGAAGCGAGUUGGAGCCUACUUCGCGGCAAGCCCGAAGGUUGCAGGCUGCGAACGGAGAGAGGCUGGCCACUGCAAGCAACAUUGGCAGAAGAUAAACGAAGGGGUCUCCAAGUUUUGUGGAGCUUACGAGGCUGCAAAGAGGGAGAAAACAAGUGGACAAAAUGACAAUGACGUUCUGAAGAAAGCACAUGAGAUCUUCUACACAAACCAUAAGAAGAAGUUCAGCCUCGAGCAUGCGUUUAUGGAGCUGCGUCACGACCAGAAAUGGUGUGAUCUUUCAAACUCUAAAACCGAAGGAAGCUCAAGGAAGAGGAAGUAUGAGGAUGGUGCACAAUCUUCAACCUCUCACGCUACUGAAGCUAGCACGUCUGAAGCUGAUGAAGCAAGCAAUCAACCACCGGGUGUGAAGGCGGCUAAGGCGCGGGGUAAGAAGACGACGUCUGAUGAGAUACCUCUGUCUAAGUUUCAGACGAUGUGGUCCAUUAAACAACAGGAUCUUGUUGUCAAAGAAAGGCUAUCCAAGAUGUCUCUGCUUGAUAGUCUUAUUGGAAAAGAAGGACCACUAACUGACUCUGAGGAAGCUCUGAAGAAGAAGCUGAUCACUGACUUGUUGUCUGUUUGA